CUGCAAGUGUCAAUAAUUCAUCCGUCUGUGCACGGCUGAAUGAAACAGCUCAACCGGGGAGCAACUCGUGCCGAGUGAGCAUGCGCGGGCAUCGUUAGUUGUCGAUAGCAGCAACCCUGACCAUGGUUCCAUGUGACAGGGCAUGUACAUUUCUCUGCGAUACACACUGACAGAGACAACAGGUGAUGGAUUUCUAACUUUCACACCAGGUAAAGUUUUGAAGGAAAGUGAGCGACAAGGAAUGUGGAUACCCUCCUCUCACCGCACAUGAGGUCGUGCGUACGUCAGUCCGUCCAUAAUGCAGAAAUGUGUCCCGAAAAGCUGGGAAUACCUUGCUGGGCUGCUGCUGAUCCUGUCGUCUGCUCGUGUUGCCGGAGGUGUGUACCAGCUCACAGUGCCGUCCACUCAUGUUGCCUUCUCUGGGGAUCUAGAAAUAGGAUACAGUGUGCCACAAAAUAUAUCCAUGUCCAGUGCAUUCGUCACCAUCCUCUUUUCCGAGGAAGGACUGAAGGAACACGAGAUUACAUCUCUACACAUUCGACCAGGCACGCAUACAGGAAAACUCAUCCUCAGUUGUGGCGUCCUAGAAUAUGCAGGAGCCUACACAUUACAAAUGUAUAUGUUUGUAGGCAGCCGUUUGCUAGCACAAACCACAUUCAUUGUGGAAUGGCCUAGGAUUCAGUUAUUUCUUCCAGAUCGUCGAAGGUUCGCACUCACAGAAAAUGUCCCGUUGCGAAUUCAAUCACGAGCAACAUGUGAACCCAAAAUACAUCGCGAAUCUUUUUUUAUAGAAUUAUAUUUCAAAAGACGUGCUUCAGCAGUGGCUAUUUUACCAAUGGAAAGUUCAAUGAUUAAGCAUACUUUUAACUACACAAACCUGUCAAAGAGGACACAGACAAUUCAAUACCAGUGUGACUUGUUUGACCUUGAUGGAUCGUACCAAGCUGUGCUUAAGUCCACUUUCAACUCAGGGACAGUUGUGACCAGAAGCAACGUAUUCAAUGUUACAUGGAGUCAAUCUUAUAGCAUAAGUAUCCGCAAGGAAAGUAUAUUCCCUUGUAAAGGUGCAAUAACUGUCGUGUAUGUACAACCAGCAUGUGCCAGAACUGAGAAGCAUCUUCAAGACAGGAUACGAAUGUACGAGCUGAGGACAACAACUAAUGGUUCGUUGGCAGCUCCCCUCAGACAGAAAUACAUCAUUGAGAGACAUGCUAAUCCAAAUAGGAACUCGUUUGAACUUAGCUGUAGAUUUUUCAACAAGACAGCUGCCGGAUUUUGUUUCAAAUAUGUCAGCAUUUCAAGAAGUGGAGCAGUGCAUCUGCAGAGACAACAGUGUCUUGCUGCUCAUCCCGAUUCAGUGUUUUACAUAGACGGCGAAUGGAGUGAAUGGACCGAGUGGUCUCUCUGUACCGUCACCUGUGGCUCUGGAAAAAGGAACCGCUUCAGAAUUUGCAAUAACCCCGCCCCUCUCCAUGGGGGCAAGUUCUGUGAAGGUGACCCCGUCCAGUGGAAACCUUGUACUAUGAAAUGCCCAGGAUACCUACCCAAUGGCCCUCUGAAAUCCCCCAAAUUCGACAUGCGGUGUGCGUGUGGGUGUGGGAUGUCUUCUCAUUCAGGGGAAAUAAUAGCUAGUGGCAGGUGCUCCGGCAGAGCUACGUGGACAAUAGAGGUAGAAGACACACAGCAGAUUAAACUCACGUUUACACACUUCGAUAUAUUGGAGUCCAAACAGUGGGUGAAGGUCCGCGAUGGUGACACGCCUGUAUCAGACCUAUUGUACACUAGCACAAAUGGUGAACAACCUAAAAAUGACAUCAGCUCUUCGUCCAACAAGAUGACUGUUGAACUGAUGACUUCUGUCUCUGAUGAAGUUCCAAGUUCUGUAGCAAUAUUUCCCAUCAACGCAACGCUGGCUAUUCACCUCCAUGGAUUCAUCGCAUCAUAUAGGGUAGUUGCUGGAGGUGGUACACGUACAUCCACCAUAAUUCGUCGGCAGAAGUCAUCUAUUCUCGACAGCAAAGUAGCCGUCGUUGGAAUAGCCUUGUGUGUUCUCAUUGUGUUAGUCGUCAUAACCUUCGUGCUUUUUCACAGACUCUAUCACAAACGGCAUAAAUACGCAAUGGCAGCCUCCGAGAGCCCACUGCACAUAGCUCGUAGUACCAGUAUGCACAGUAGUCGAUGUAGUAGCCCGCCUCCUGGGAUAACUAACGUCGACGUUGAGGCACCUCUUACCGGUGAGGCGACAAAAAAGGAUACUAUGUUGUCAAGGGGUUCUUCAAUAUCUAGUACAUGCAGUGCUGGGUUCAAGAAACUACGUUCGAAGGCAGAAUCUGUAACAGGUAGUCCUAAACCCUCCACUAAAAACUAUUCCCCCUUACCUAGUCCAUAUACUGCGCACUCACCUCCUGAAGAGUUUCUGCAUAAUGCAAAUUUCUUUAAAGCUAGUCCAAAUCUAAAAAACUGUAGACCAAGGUCACCUAAAAUUCACCCCUCACCAAAGUUCAAACAUUCUCCUGGGGCAGCAACUCCAUGUUCACCAUCUAAAACUAAACAUGAACUUCUUACAAAGAAGAGAAAGGAGCAGCUAACUAAUGAAUCUGAAAGGAUAGUUACUGGUUCCUCAGGAUCAUCAAAAGAUGCUCCAAUAGCCACGCCAGAGACACCCACACCAGUUGUGAAUAGAAGCGUGAUACCGGUGAAAGGUUCUUUAGCUGUUGCAAGGACACCUGGGGGUGAUAGGACACCCCAGAAUGAAGUGAUUAUACUGGAGAGUCUUCGUGAGGAACAUUCCCGAUUGAAUGGGGAUGAAAGGUACCCUGAUGCAAAUAAUGAAACUACUUCAUUCAUCCAGUCGUCUGUCAAAGCAAGACGGCCAACCUCUCUCACAGAGAGUUAUUCAACAGAGUCUAUUGGUGCUAAACCCAAAAUACGAACUGAAAAACAGUCGAAAGAAGACAAAAGGAAGCCGUCUGCAAUGGAAGAGCGCCAGAAACUGCUACCUAAACCAGAUGGGCAGAGUCCAAAAUCUCCCACAAGGGAGGAACAUUCCAAGAGUUCCACACCUCGCAGUACAAAAAGCAGUCGCAGCUCAAAAAGUGCUAAAACUAUGUCUCCUACCAGGAGCAUUAACACGCCUUCUGAAAUCGGUUCUGUGGACAUUGAACUGGAAUAUGAUGACUUUAUUGAAGACGACCCGUUGUCAUACUUUGAGGUAUCAGAUCUCCAGAAGCUUCGAUGGCAGGGCGGAGAAAAGAUAGGGAAACCUGUAAAGGAUUAGAUAAUUUAUGAGUUUUACGUACCUGUAAAAUAUUUUACUAGAGUAUUAAUAUAUAAGUAUAUUUGAUCCCAGAGAAUGACAUUAACAUUAUUGGAUAAUAAUGUGUUUGGUUUUAUAUCAGUAUUAAUAUAUUAUUAAAUGAACUGAUUAACUGCUGGUAAAGAUGUGGACAGUUCACGACUAUACACAAAAAAAGAGACUCAAACUUUAGAUACUGAGAAAUUAAAGUGAAUUUUUAGACAUUUAAUUUUCUUUUCGCUUAGUCGGUUUUGCAUACUACUUGUAUAGUGCUUCCAAUGCCCACAGCACUCUCAUUUCAUCACAUAUUGCAUUUACAUAUGUAAAUCAACACCAGUGUGCUUUUUAUUGUAAGUCAAUUUUGUGGCUGUAAUGUAAUUUGUGUCAGAUCACUACUGAUGCUAUUUAGUGUAAUGUAAGAUAAGUACAACUCUGCCAAGAUGGUUACACGUGUGAUUCAUUGUUCAUACAUGUACCUAACUAGAUGAAAUCCAUGUCAGUAACAAACUCGCAGCUACGGCUUCCCCUUCUAUGAGGCAAUAUAUUAUAAUGUAAUGAUUUUAGCCUAAUUUUAGCAAACUCAGUAUCGUUGUAAUUUAUGUCAUCUGUUUGAGAAACAAGGUGAACUUCCACCAAGAAUAGAAAAUUACAGAAACAUUUACGAUUGGAUGUAAGAGUAAUAAGAUGUAUUCAAUUGAAUAAAAUGUUUUUAUUCAAAGAUAAAUGACUACACCAUUGAUAUGAUUAUCUCCUCUGAUGUAAGAUUCGAUGUCCUUCAUCUUUCAUCUGGUUGUGUACAUUCUCAACACGACCUCAAACACGUGUAUUUGUUGUUGUUUGUUUAUGAUGCAUAUCACAUUUAUCAUUGCAAUGACUUUAUCGCUCAAGGUGAAAUUAAAAUGUCAAGCAAAAUGUCA
This is a messenger RNA of Haliotis rufescens (red abalone), 4212 nucleotides long. RefSeq lists its product as uncharacterized. The transcript is spliced from 6 exons. NCBI's taxonomy places the organism in Eukaryota, Metazoa, Mollusca, Gastropoda, Lepetellida, Haliotidae. Bases 299 to 3277 code for a protein of 992 amino acids. The record is from RefSeq and is a predicted model, not a curated record. Gene Ontology annotation, cellular component: cell periphery.